Molecule: messenger RNA, 3408 nt
Organism: Neospora caninum
Lineage: Eukaryota; Apicomplexa; Conoidasida; Eucoccidiorida; Sarcocystidae
Product: putative ABC transporter
Exons: 2
Coding region: 1-3408 (1135 amino acids)
Molecular function (GO): ATP hydrolysis activity; ATP binding
Source: RefSeq, a predicted model, not a curated record
AUGGACCAUGCAAGCUCCGGCGCCUCGUCCUCUCCCUCGUUCUUAACUGGAGCAUCUCUCUGGUCAGGUCGCAGACACUGGGAGUCUCUCUCUCCGCCUCGCGUUUCUCUGAUCGAAGACGCGAAUCUGCUUCUAAGAGGCGGCGAGCGCAUUGCGCUCGUGGGGCCCAAUGGUGCAGGCAAGACGAGUCUCCUGCGCAUCAUCAAGGCGGCAGCAGACCAGCAGCGAAGCGGCGCGCCACCUGUCUCUCCAGGGCGUCUCCUCCACACGGUCCGACCCCUCGACCUCUCCGUUGCCGCAGGCGACACUUCGACGGGCUGCGCGAGCGCGACCGAACUGCGCACGGCUCGCCAGCGCUAUCUGGGUGGUUUCGCCCCUACAGGGCAGCCUUGGAGCCGUGAAAACGAGGACGGACUCGAGGGGGGAGAAGGCGAGGGAAAAGAGAUACAGGUGGGCGGUGAAAUCGCCUUUUCGCAUCCGGAUUUGCGCGUCGGCCUGUUGAAGCAAGAAGGCCUAGAAGCUCUGACCGGCGCCGAAAGAGAGAGGACAGUGGAAGAAGAAGUGGAACGGGAGGCUCGCCGUCGAAGAAAAGAAAUUGAAGCAGCGAUCGAGACUGUCAGUGAGAAGAUUGAGCGCCUCUCGCGUGGUGAGACGGUCGACGAAGGCGGGAGUUGGGACUCCAGUGAACCCCGAGAUCCGCACGAGCCGGAAGCGAUCCCAGGAACCCCCGGUCCGAGUCUCCAGAACCACGCAGACUGGAAGAGGAGAAAGUCGCAUCGGCGGAAGCAGCAGGCGUGGGAGCCGCGACGUAGCUCGCGCGAUGACGCGACAGGCCCUGACUCCUCUGACUCCUCGUUGCCGGCGGCGAGCGAGGGGACUGCGUCGUCGGCACGUCUCGCGUCUCUCCUCGACCUGCUGGCCUCUCUUCAAGAAGAAGAGCUGUCUUUGCACCCUUCGAAACACGACCUUUUCCUCCGUCAAGUUUUAAGCGAGACCGGCUUCGCGACGUCCGGGGAGCGGUCGCAGCCCCUGGGGGCGCUGAGUGGAGGGGGUCGCAUGCGCGUGCAGCUUGCAAAGGUCUUGGCUAGCCAGCCCGACAUUCUUCUUCUGGACGAGCCGAGCAAUCAUUGUGACUGGGCAGCCACGGACUACAUUGCGCGUCUUCUCGCGCGUCUCCCCCAUCCGCAGCUUCUUGUCUCGCACGACCCGCGUCUUCUUCUCUCUUCGCACGCUUCGGUUUCCCGGCGAGGCCUCAGCAACCGCGGGGAGGCCCGCGACUUGUGCUCACACGUCGUCGAGCUCGUCAGCGGGCGUUUGAGCGAGAAGGUUCCUGGCGAUUUUGCGGUGUUUGAGCGCAAGCGGGACGCGUGGAUGCGGCAGUGGAUGGACCGAAAGGAAAAGCUCCAGGCCGAGCUGGAGUUCCACAGGCGACGCAUGCACAAGUGGAGACUGAUGGAGCAGACGGAAGGGAACAAACUCGCCCGGAAACGCGGAGGCGAAGGCCUCAAGCUGCGGACCGGCGAGGAAGAAGAAAAGAUCCAGGACUUGGAGAGACAGCUAAAGGACGAGGCGCAGCGCGAACCGCCAUGGGAAACGUGGAAGAAACAGCGAGGCCAGGGCUUGCGAAUUCCAUUCGCCGAGGACGAAGAAGAAGGCGAAAUUCUCCUCCGGAUCUCCAGAGCCAGCGUCGGCUACUGGGCAGAGGAAGACGACACGCGCGAGCGAGAAACGGCGGGCGCUCCAGGCCAAAAGCCGGCGGACGACGCAGCCAGCGAAGAGGGCGAGGAAGGCUCAGGCGAAUAUGAAAACGUGGGCAGUAUGGCCGAAUGCGACGACACGAGAGAAGGAGGCGCCCUCGAGCCUCGGCGAGCGGACGAGAGCGACAGGGAGACACGUGGAGAUGCACCAGGCGUUUCGGGGCGGGCGUUCGCAGGGCGGAGGGCGUCGCAUGCGGCCCAGCCCGAGGAAGGCUCUGCGGAAGUCGCCGGAGUGCGGCGAGGACGGAGCGAGUCGCAGGAGCGCCACGCCGUCCUCGAAGGCGUUGAUCUCACCCUUCGGUCCGGCUCGCGCGUCGCCAUUGUCGGCCCGAACGGAUCAGGCAAGUCCACGCUUCUCAAACUGCUCGCAGGCCGCUUCCGCGUGGCCAAUGCGGAGCUCGGAGGGGACGGCGAGGCGGGGAGGGCGGAGCGCGAAGGCGGCGAACGGGCGUGUGGAGACUCAGGGCGCCGGAAAGACGGGGGGAAAGCCCUUGGGGGGGCGUGGGGUCGGUUGCGCGCCCGGCCGCAGCAAGAGACGGUGGUUCUGCUGUCUGGCGAGCGGCAUGUUCCAAAGCAAGUCGAAAACUCCAUUUGUCUUCUUGAGCAACACCGCGCGGACAUCCUGCCGCUUCACCUGACGCUCCUCGAGGCUCUGCGCUUUCUGAGGCGGCGGUACGCGCCCGACGGCGGGGGGACCGAAACGCUGGACGCGACGCAGCGGCCGACACGGCGGCCGCAGCCAUGUGAGGACGAGAACGCGCUUCGCGCGAUCUUGGGGCGCCUCGGAUUCAAGGGGAAGGAAGUCCACAAGCGAGUGUCUGUUCUCAGUGGGGGCGAGAAAGCUCGCGUGGCUCUUGCAGGGCUGAUGCUGGCCGAUGCGCCCUGUCGCAUUCUUCUCCUCGACGAGCCGACCAACCACUUGGAUGCCUUUUCGGCUGCGUCGCUUCAGAAGCUCCUCGAAUCCUUUUCGGGGGCGCUUGUCGUCGCGACUCACGAUGCAGCGUUCGCUGCGAAGGUCGCCAACGAAGUUUUCCUCGUCGACCGAGCUGUGCAGGGUGCGGCCUCCGCAGAGGCGGGCGCCCACGGCUCUCUCCGCCCGCUGGCCAGCGCUCUACAGUGGGAGGAGAAAAGGGAGACACGUGAGGGAAGCGAUGGAGACAGCGAGGGAUGCGACGGAGACAGCGAGGGGGGGAACCUUUCUGCGGCCCCGCCCGGCGAGGCAAGCGCCGUUCAGGGGCGAGGUCCACUUGGGGCAGAAGACGGGACGGACGGAGGCCGAGGCGAAGCAGAGGGAGGAGAGGGAGGAGAGGGAGGAGAGGGAGGAGAGGGAGAAGGCGAGAACGGAGGCGACACUCAAGGUGUGGAAACCGAGGCGGCAAAGAGACACUCGGGUGUCGCGGCGACUGAGAGCGAGGAUCGCGGGAAGCAGGCGUCGAUCCAGAGAUCCAUGGACUCGUGGACAGUCGGAUGGGUACGGGAAAUGCGCCAGCAAGGAUGGAGCCCGAUGGCUUCCCUCCUGUCUGCGCCCACGUUUCAUUCGCGGCCAGGCGGGAAAAGAAAAAUGUCUGAGAAGAAAAGAAAAACGUUCGGCGGAAAGGGCGCUUCCGGAAGAGUCAAAGGCGUGAAGAAUUUGAAGAGGUGGACCGAGUAG